GUAAACAUGACUGCCGACAUCUGAGUCAAGUACCUUGCUAUUUCGCUGUUCACGUCUUGGUGACAGAAAUUUGCUAGCACUGGAUCAACAAAGACAGUGAGAUUACAAGAAAAUGUCUCGGUGUAGUGAUGGUGGUCGACUUGCUGGCGGAGCGUCCAUUUACGACGAGAAUGGUCUUUUUUGUGAUAGAAAGUUGGUUACCAUGGCAACAUUGAUUGGGAACAGGUAUCCACAGCUGGGUCAUGAGCUUGGCCUUAGUGAUGAUAUACUCAUGCAGAUCAAGAUGGCAACGCCCGACAACCUGCAACAUCAGGUCUACAACAUGUUUGUAGCAUGGAGGUCAAUUGCGGGUCGAGAAGCAAAUAUGGACCAUUUGAACUGUGCUUUAAAGAGACUUGGAUGGACAUCUGUCUACACACAGAUACUGAACACACCAGAUAAUUUCUAUGCACUUGUGUAGUAAGUGCAAUUGCAAUUCAGUCUGUUACGAGGUCAUCAUCAUCAGCCAUUGAUACAACCUGAUUUUAAGUGAUGUGUCUUAUUAUUUAACCCUCUCACCACUCACUUAUUUUUUGUAACCUUCCAUAUUUUAAGACAAUCACAUGCUUACAAAACAUUGAUCAAGAUUUCAGAAUCUAUAAAAAUGAAUGUUGAAGAAAAACAAAAUUUCAAAUAGUCCACUUAAUAUUGAAUCUAACAAAUUAAAUAUCCUUC
Messenger RNA from Saccoglossus kowalevskii, 714 nucleotides. RefSeq lists its product as uncharacterized. NCBI's taxonomy places the organism in Eukaryota, Metazoa, Hemichordata, Enteropneusta, Harrimaniidae. The record is from RefSeq and is a predicted model, not a curated record. Gene Ontology annotation, molecular function: protein binding. Gene Ontology annotation, biological process: signal transduction.